This is a messenger RNA of Zasmidium cellare ATCC 36951, 582 nucleotides long. RefSeq lists its product as uncharacterized. Lineage: Eukaryota; Fungi; Ascomycota; Dothideomycetes; Mycosphaerellales; Mycosphaerellaceae. Gene Ontology annotation, molecular function: O-methyltransferase activity. Bases 1 to 582 code for a protein of 193 amino acids. The record is from RefSeq and is a predicted model, not a curated record. The transcript has a single exon.
AUGGACAGCCGCCGAAUGGGGAGGACUCAGUGGUAUGAGAUAUACCCGCUUGAGGACUUCAAGGUGGCCGUCAAUGAGGACAUUCUCUUAGUCGACGUCGGUGGUGGCAUAGGGCACGAUCUCGUCAACUUCAACGAACGCCGCAAAUCUUUGGACAUACCCGGGCAUUUGGUUCUACAAGAUCUGCCAAAUGUCAUCGCCCAAGUACCCAAGGACUGGGCCCUCCAAAUGACCAAGGGAGCCCACAGCUUCUUCGAUCCUCAGCCAGACCAAUACCGACACGCCAGAGCCUACUACAUGAGAAUGAUCCUGCACGACUGGGCUAACGCUGCAUGUCUGACCAUCUUGGGCCGCCUUCGCGACGCAGUGAAGCCUGGAUACUCAACGCUUCUCCUCAACGGGAUCAUACUUCCCAGUGUCGAGUGUCCGUACUGGGCAGCUGCCACCGACCCGACUCCGAUGUCGUCUUUUGGCGGGAAGGAGCGGACCUUGCAAGAAUGGCACGAAUUGAUCGAUCAAGUGCCGGAGUUGAAGAUUGAAAAGAUUCUACCGAUCGAUGAGGAGCGAGACUUGAGCACAUAA